AUGCCAGCGCGCCCCGCCUCAAGUCUCCGGGAGAGCCUGCGCAAAGAGAACCUCUCCCGAGUGGCCACGCAGAGCCCCGCAGGCACCGACCCCCGCCCUUCCAACAGCCGCCCCGGGGCCGCGGAGGCGGCUUCUGCAAAGACCCUGCGGAGGCUGACCCGGAGGAAAAAGCACCGGCCGCGGCCCCCGGGAGCCCCGCCCCGCCCCGGGAUGCCAAGCCGCCCCUCCACCUCUCCGCGGCGCCGGCCACCCAGACCUGCCCACCCUCGCCAGGUCGGCCGCCUCCCUCCGCCGCGCCGACCGAGGCCGCCGCAGCCCGACUUCACCUCCCCCGGCAGCCGAGGCCGCCGCUGCCGCAGCCUGGGCCCGCCUUCCAAAGACGGCGGGAGGCAGGAGCGCUGCGGAGGUGGACCGGCGCCACCCCGCACUCGCGUCUCCUCCUCCUGCCUCCUCCCUCUCCCCUCCCGGUUCUCGCCCGCGGCCUCAGUGGCGCCAGACGCUCCGUCGACUCAACCGCUCGCCCCCAGGCCCGCCCUCUGCGCCGCGCGUGGCUUUUGUAGGCCGCGCCCCGCGGCCCGCCCCGCCCCCGGCCGUCCCGGCACCGCCUUUUUCCGGUGCCGGUUCCCGGCCGCCGGUGCUCGUGGGGCGUUAGUUCCAGGCCCAGUUUGGGCUGGCGGUAGGUCGGGAGAGGGCGCGGCAUCCUCGCCAUUGCGCAGAUUGCCGGACACCUGGUGAGGCCGAGGCGACGCCGAGCGCAGGCAGGCCGGAAACCGCCAAGCCCCACUGGACCUGCCUGAUUGUGGGCGGCACCGGUGGGUUCGCGACCUUGAACAGGUGACUCAAAUCGCUCCAGAUGGACAGCGCGCCCUUCGCGGAACUGCCAGAGAAGCCGAGCUUGAGGCUGUCGUAGCCUCACUGGGCAGUCCUGAAAAUCGCAGGGGCGCCUUUGCCUCUCAUAUGGAGUCUUUCAUAGUAGGAUGGGGGAAAAACCUCACCGUUUCCUCACAGGGGACUCAACCUGUAAGAGCUGAAUGCCCAAAAUCAGCAUCGCCAUGAAAACGGAGUAGAGAAAGAACAGAAGAUGCUGAACAUGAGGAGAGGAAGGUUAUGCCUUCACCCUUGAUGACACACAAAAAAAGUGGCCAUAAUAAAAAAUGUGAAGGACACACUGUUGAAUCAAUUGAGUUGACACAAAGUUACAACACAGACUAAGUUGUAGCCCAAGCUAAUGAUGAACCUAAAAAUGGUAUUUUCAGUCAUAUUAAUCAUGAAAUAUCUGCCUUCUAAUUCAUCAGGCAAAAAGGAGCCCUUGGAUCAUAUAGAUUUGGCCAUAAAUUUUGAAUUUUCUACUAAAAAAAAAGGAUAUUUUCCUAAAUGAAUAACUCUAUACAGAUUUACUUCUCAUGGAUUAUAAAAAUGGAUCACAAAAGAAUGCAAAUGCAAAAAUAAUUAAAUUUCAAGUCCAGUAAGGUACAGUCUGUGUAAGUAUAGUGUGACAUUUAUAAGAGAACAUAUCACAGUAGAUACCGUUGAAGCAAUGUGUUCUGAACAAGUUAAAAAGAUGAUUCAGAUAGAAGCUUUUCUGCUAGAGGAACUCUUUAAAACCAUUAAGUCUGGCUUACUUUGAAAGCGCAUGUUUCCAAAACUUUUGUCAGGAGUUUGGUUUAUUUUACCGUCUCCUACUCCCUAUUUUCUAUAACACCGUGACUUGUCUUGCCAACUGUGAGGCAGUAUUUGUGGAAUGCCACCUCCAAGCUUAGCAAGGAAUAACUAUAUUUGAAAUAUGAUAAAAAAGUGUUGCUUCAGGCUGGGCGCGGUGGCUCACGCCUAUAAUCCCAGCACUUUGGGAGCCAAGGCGGGUGGAUCACGAGAGAUCGAGACCAUCCUGGUCAACAAGACGAAACCCCGUCUCUACUAAAAAUACAAAAAUUAGCUGGGCAUGGUGGUGCGCACCUGUAGUACCAGCUAUUCGGGAGGCUGAGGCAGGAGAAUUGCUUGAACCCAGAAGGCAGAGGUUGCGGUGAGCCAAGAUCGUGCUAUUGCACUCCAGUCUGGGUAACAACAGCAAAACUCCAUCUCAAAAAAAAAAAGUGUUGCUUCAAAUCAGUGAUAUAAUAAUACAUUCAUUCACUCAACAAAUAUUUACUGAGCACUUGCUAUGUAGUAGGUGAUGAGGCUAUAAUGGUGACUCAGACAAUGUAGCUUCUGCCUUCAUGGAGGUGAGUUGGAAUUCAGUAAAAGCUAUAGGUGUAAAUGACAAAAACAACCAAAUCAAAAAAAUUAAAAGACGAAAAUACUAAAGACUUGUAUAAUGAAUGGUUUGAUUUCUACAAAAACAGCCAGACUUUAUAUCCUUCGAAAAUGUGAAGGUCUUAAAUAUGCACUAUCUGACAAAUGUUCAAUAGCUGCGGAGAUGAUUAUGCUGUAGUCACUUAAAACUGAUAUAGCUUCAUAUUGUUGAAACUGGGAAGAUAAAUCCACCAAAGUGUGUGAAACCUGGUUGCGUAUGAGGAGAGAUAAGAGAAAUUAUCUUAGACAUUUUGUUUUGGGUGAUAGAAUUGUCACUGAGAGAGAGAAAGCGGGGGUGGGGGGAGAGAGAGAGAAAGUCAUCAAGAAAAAAAGCAAGAAGGCUAAGAAAGAAAAACACAGGAAACAGUAACAUUAGGUUGUUAAAAAUAUAGUACUUUUUGCUGGGCAUGGUGGCUUAUGCCUGUAAUCCAAGCAAUUUGGGAGGCCAAAGUGGGCAGAUCACCCGAGGUCAGGAGCUCAAGACCAGCCUGGCCAAUAUGGCAAAACCCUGUCUCUACUAAAAAUGCAAAAAUCAUCCAGGCAUGGUGGUAUGCCCCUGUAAUCCCAGCUACUCAGAAGCGGAGACAGAAUCACUUGAACCUAGGAGGUGAAGUUUCCAGGGAACCAAGAUUGUGCCACUGCACUCCAGCCUGGAUGAUAAGAACGAAAUUUUAUCUCAAAAAAAAAAAAAAAAAUAUAUAUAUAUAUAUGGUACUUUCACAUACUUGCUAAUUCAUAGGGUGUCUAUUCAAAUAUUUGAGAAGAGAAACUUUAUAUGAAAGUAAAGAACUAAAGUACAAUAAAAAAAUAAAAUAUUGUUUAAAAAAAAGGAAGCAAAGAACUGAGAAAUACAGAUCUCAGGUAGGAAAAAAACUUGCCAUAAUAGUUUAUUUUUAGAGAAAUAUCUAGUUUGUAAGGUUAAUAUUUUGGUAGGCUUAUUUUUUCAUAAAAUCAUAAUUAUACAUUCCUAUUGGUUUUGUUGAUACUGUUUUUCUGAUAUUGAAAUUAAUGCAUUAAUAGUGCUAUACCAUUAAGUCCCUUUGAAAUAAAAGUUCUUUAGAGGAGGAAUAAUCAGUGUAGAACUUGUGAAUGUGUGUCAUUAAAUCCAUAAUAUCAAGCCCAUAAAAAUAUUAUUUCUGUCCAACUUUGAAGUAUUGUUAAAGUGUGAACAGCAUGGGCUUUGGAGCCAGACACACAUGGAUUGGAUUCUUCUUCCUGCCCUUUCCUAGCUGAAUGAUCUUGAGCAAGCUACUAAAAUUCUCUGGGCUUCAGUUUUUUCAGCUGUAAAACAGCUGAUAAUAAAACAGACGUGGCUGGGUGUGGUGGCUCACGUCUGUAAUCCUAGCACUUUGGGAGGCCAAGGUGGGUGGAUCAUGAGGUUAGGAGUUCAAGACCAGCCUGGCCAACCUGGAGAAACUGCAUCUCUACUAAAAAUACAAAAAUUAGGCCGGGCGCGGUGGCUCACACCUGUAAUCCCAGCAUUUUGGGAGGCCGAGGCCGGUGGAUCACAAGGUCAAGAGAUCGAGACCAUCCUGGUCAACAUGGUGAAACCCCGUCUCUACUAAAAAUACAAAAAAUUAGCUGGGCAUGGUGGCGCAUGCCUGUAAUCCCAGCUACUCAGGAGGCUGAGGCAGGAGAAUUGCCUGAACCCAGGAGGCAGAGGUUGCGGUGAGCCGAGAUCACGCCAUUGCACUCCAGCCUGGGCAACAAGAGCGAAACUCCGUCUCGAAAAAAAAAAAAAAUACAAAAAUUAGCCACAUGUAAUUCCAGCUACUCAGGAGCUGAGGCAGGAGAAUUGCCUGGAACUCUGGGAGGUGGAGGUUUCAGUGACCAGAGAUCAGGCCACUGCACUCCAGUCUGAGCAACAGAGCAAGAUGCCAUCUCAAAAACAAAACAAAACAACAACAAAAAAAAACAGAUGCAAUAUUACUUAUUAACAGCAUUGGUAAGGAUUUCAUUUCUGUAAAAGCAUGUGUCUGGAGAAUAGGCCAUGAAAACGUUUCCUCCACUGAGAAAUCUGUAUUUGCUUCUUUUGCCAUAAUACGAAGCCCAGCAUUUCUCCUAGUAGCUGAGGAGAACUAGAGAACUGUGGAAUUUAUGGCUAAGGAAUCCCACCCCUUUUAUUUGAAAGAUAAGAUAUAUAAAGCUUCUGGACAUUUGUGAGUUUUCCAAGGACCUAAAAAAUCUAGGUCUCCUGUCCUCUAGUGCAACGUGCACUCCAGGCUCCUUCAUCCGUUUCCCUUGCUACUUCCAUGGAGUAAAUAACGUACAGAAAUAGACAAUUACACUUGAAGAAUCGAAACCAAAAAGAAUAAGUAAUUGAGUGUUACAGUGUCUUCAACAGAAUUCACUCAGGAAGACAUUUUAAAAUAAUCACAUCUUUUGAUCAAGUAGCCUUUAUUUUAGUAUCUCCCCUAUCAAAAUAAUCAGAGAUGCAAACAAUCAUUUAUUUAUGAAAAUGCUAGGCGCCACAUUUUUUUAAGUGGUGGGAAAUUGUAAACAACAACCUAGACAUUCAAAAACAGAGAAAUGGCUAAAUAAUAUGACUCUAAGCCAUGAAUUUUAAUUCAGGUAAUACAAAUCAUCUUUUCAAAGAAUAUUCAAUGACAUGAUAUUAUAUGAAGUGAAAAAAGAGUGGGACAAAAGCAUGCUAUAAAACAUUUAUUAAGAUGGUGAUUUUAUAAAAUAUUUCAUUUUAAAUAUCCAUGGAAAAGGCUGAAAGAUGUUUUCCUCUUUGUUUUUAUAACAUUUUUAUUUUUUAUAUAAAACUGAAAAAAGUAUUUUCCCAAAAACAUGAAAAUUGCCCCCUCCAUUGAUUACCAUUAUUUUUUAAAAUAUAUAUAUUUUAUUUCACUUUAGGUUCUGGGGUACAUGUGUAGAACAUGCAGGAUUGUCACAUAGAUACAUACAUGGCCCUGUGGUUUGCUGUUUCCAUCCCCCGUCACCUAUAUCUGUCAUUUCUCCCCAUGUUGUCCCUCCCCAACCUCCCUACCCCCACCACUGUCCCUCCCUUAUACCCCCCAAAGACCCCAGUGUGUGAUUUGUCCCUCCCUGUGCCCAUGUGUUCUCACUGUUCAACACCCACCUAUGAGUGAGAACAUGCGGUGUUUGAUUUUCUGUUCUUGUGUCAGUUUGCUGAGAAUAAUGGUUACCAGAUUCAUCCAUGUCCCUACAAAGGACACAAACUCAUUGUUUUUUAUGGCUGCAUAGUAUUCCAUGGUGUAUAUGUGCCACAUUUUCCUUGUCCAGUCUAUUGUUGAUGGGCAUUUGGGUUGGUUCCAGGUCUUUGCUAUUGUAAACAGUGCCGCAAUGAACAUACCUGUGCAUGUAUCUUUAUAAUAGAACAAUUUAUAAUCCUUUGGAUAUAUACCCAGUAAUGGGAUUGCUGGGUCAAAUGGGAUUUCUAUUUCGAGCUCCUUGAGGAAUUGUCACACUGUCUUCUACAAAGGUUGAACUAAUUUACUCUCAAAGCUAAUCCAAAGUUAAAAUUUAUUUUAAUAAAAAGAUGCUUACUGUAUUUUAAGUCAAAAUAGCAGAAUUGCAAAAUGUUUAGUACCUUCCCAUUUUUGUAAAACAUUAUAUAGUUAUUUAAUUGGAAAUAAGUCUAGAAGAAUAUAAGCAAAAAGUUAAUAAUGGUAAUCUAUCAAAGGGCUAAUAUCCAGAAUCUACAAAGAACUAAAACAGAUUUACAAGAAAAAAAAACCCAUUCAAAAGUGGGCAAAGGAUAUGAAAAGACACUUUUCAAAAGAAAACAUUUAUGCAGCCAACAAACAUAUGAAAAAAUGCUCAUCAUCACUGGUCAUUAGAGAAAUGCCAAUCAACUAGUAUUGAGAUACCAGUUAGAAUGGCGAUCAUUAAAAAAUCUGGAGACAACAGAUGCUGCAGAGGAUGUGGUGGUUCUUCAAACAGCUAAAUAUACUGUUAUCAUAUGACCUACCAGUUCCAUUCCUAGGUAUACUCCCAAGAGAAAUGAAAACACAUAUCCACACAAAAACUUGAACACAAAUUUUCAUAGCAGUAUUAUUCAAAUCACUAAAAAGUAGAAACAACCCAAAUGUCCAUCUACUGAUAAAUGCUUAAAUAAAAUACGGUAUAUCUGUACAACUGAAUAUUAUUCAGCCAUUAAGAGGAAUGAAGUACUGAUACAGCAUGUAUGAAAUUAGAAACAUUAUGCUAAACAAUGCCAGGCACAGUGGCUCACAUCUGUAAUCCCAGCACUUUGGGAGGCCAAGGCAGGUAGAUCAGUUGAGGUCAGGACUUAGAGACCAGCCUGGCCAACAUGGUGAAACCCCAUCUAUACUAAAAUACAAAAAUUAGCCAGGCAUGCUGGUGGGUGCCUGUAAUCCCACCUAUGGAAGAGCCUGAGGCAGGAUAAUCACUUGAACCUGGGAAGUGGAGGUUGCAGUGAGCCAGGAUUGUGCCACUGCUCUCCAGCUUGGGUGACAGUGAGACUCCAUCUCAAAAAAAAAAUAAUCACCACCAAAAAACAAAACAAAAAAAACCAUUAUACUAAGUGAAAGAAGCCAGACAUAAAAAGCCACAUACCAUAUUAUUUCAUUUAUAUGAAAUGUCCAGAAUAGGCGAUCUAUACGGACAGAGCAGAGAGAAGUGGUUGCCUGGGACUUGGAGGAGUGUUGUGGGAAAAUGAAGAGUGACUGCUAAUGCCUGCGGGGUUUUGUUGUAGGGUGAUGAAAAUGUUCUAAAGCUGAUAUAAUGAUCACACAAUUCUAUGAGUAUACUAAAAACCAUUAAAUUGUAUACUUUAAGUGGGUGAGUUGUAUGGUGUUAUAGGUUGAUUUGGGUCCACUAAAAAGAUAUGUUAAAGGCCUACCCUCUGUACCUUGAAUGUCACCUUAUUUGGAAAUGGGAAAUUUACAGAUGUGUUCAAGUUAAGAUGAGGCCAAACUGGAUUAGGAUGGCACCUAAAUCCAAGAACUGGAGAGAGAUUUGAAGACACGGAGGAGACACAGGGAAGAAUGCCAUGUGAUAACAGAGACAGUGAAGCAAUGAAGUUAUAAGCCAGAGAACACCAAGGACUUCUGACAACCACCAGAAUAUAGAAAGGAGGGAAAGCAUUCUUCCCCAGAGCCUUCAGGAGCAUGCCAUUGCUGACAUCUUGGUUUUGGAUGUCUAAUCUCCAGCACUGUGAGAAAAUAAGUAUUUUUAAUAAAAUAAAACAAUAUUCUGUAAAUUCUGUAAAUGUAAAAUAAAACAAAAUUCUGUAAAUAUUUAAUAAAACAAUAUUCAGUAAGACAAAUUCUGUUUUGUCUUUUUUUUUGAGAUGGGGUUUCGCUCUUCCUACCCAGGCUGGAGUACAAUGGCACGAUCUCAGCUCACCGCAACCUCUGCCUCCUGGGUUUAAGUGAUUCUCCUGCCUCAGCUUCCCAAGUAGCUGGGACUACAGGCGUGCGCCACCAUGCCCAGCUAAUUUUUGUAUUUUUAGUAGAGACAGGGUUUCACCAUGUUGACCAGGAUGGGCUCGAUCUCUUGACCUCGUGAUCCACCCGCCUCAGCCUCCCAAAGUGCUGGGAUUAUAGGCAUGAGCCACUGCGCCUGGCCCAAUUCUGUGGUUUUAAUCCUCCCAGUUUGUGGGAAUUUGUAGCCCUAUAAAACUAAUAUAUAUGGUAUAAUAUGGUAUGUGAAUUACAUCCUAAUAAAGCUGUUUUUUAAGAGCUUUGGGUUUUUGUCUUAAGUGGAAAUGUGUAUACUCUCUUGGUAGGGAGCAUUGGAAGCCUAGCCUAGAAGGCAAAAGGCAAAAAGGGAGUCUCUAUUCAUGCAGAUUUCUGGGGGGCACACCAUUAUGUUUUAUACAUAUUCAACUGUCUUUGCUGCCUGGAAGUAUAAAUCAGUUGUUCCCAUUUCCCCUCUGAAAAGGUCUUUUAUUCUUUCUCAUCUCAGGAACCCUUCUCUUACCUGUAUUUAAUUUUGUCACUGAGUCACAGACAGCACAGUCUUGCAGAUGUGAUCA
Callithrix jacchus (white-tufted-ear marmoset) is the source of this 8257-nucleotide messenger RNA. RefSeq lists its product as uncharacterized. NCBI's taxonomy places the organism in Eukaryota, Metazoa, Chordata, Mammalia, Primates, Cebidae. The record is from RefSeq and is a predicted model, not a curated record.